Messenger RNA from Drepanopeziza brunnea f. sp. 'multigermtubi' MB_m1, 1539 nucleotides. Lineage: Eukaryota; Fungi; Ascomycota; Leotiomycetes; Helotiales; Drepanopezizaceae. The record is from RefSeq and is a predicted model, not a curated record.
AUGGCUUAUAAUCCGCUUGUUGCUUCUUCUCUCUCUACCUUUUUUUUUUUUUCUCUCACAGUGUGUACAUGUACAUCUCCAAGUAUCCAUCGCCCAUUCAAAAACCCCUUUCGCUCUUACAGAAGAAGAAAAGGCUAUACAAAGUCUGAUGGCCAACCCCCCAACAGCGCAGCAGCAGCAGCAGCUUGUACCCACCCCCGCAGCAGCAUCCACCCUCCUGGCGCUCCUCCUCCAACAACACCAUCCCACAGCCCAACCCCCGAUCCCCAUCCGCACCCUCUACCCUUCCUCAACCCCCGCUGGGCGCCCCACCGCAUCAUCUCCACGCUCGAGUCGCUGCUCCUCACCGCACACAGCAGCAGCCCUGCGGCGUGCACGAGCGCCAUGCUGUACCAGUGGGCUGCGUGGGAGGGGGAUCCCGCCGCGCCGGCUAUGGCGCCUGGGGAGCUGCUGGCGUGCGUGGUGCAGGGGACGAGGGUCGCGGGUGUCUACUUUGGGAAGAGGGGGGAGCUGGAGAGGAGGAUGGGAAGAGGAGGGGAGGGGAAUGCGGAAAUAGUGGGAGGAGGGGGUCUGGGUAUAGGUGUGGGUGUGGAUACGGAUAUGGAUGGAGUGAGGCUUGCGGAGGAAUCUGUGCUAGCGCUGGAGGGGUUGAGGCGGGUUAUGGUGGAGAGUUUCCACGAGAGCGUUGCUCUGAGACUUAUACGAUACUUCCAAAUUCCCUAUUCUGGCCAGUUCAUCCUCGCCGGUCCACGCAAUCCCAGAGGUAGAGAAAAUCAUUCGAUCUUAUUUAUUCGAUCAUAUCGGAGAGCAAGAACCUCUGAUACGACGACUUCGUCAUGUGCCGCUUCUGCAGCUUCACGGAGAUUGAGGAUAGCGGAGGGUGCCUCUUCAAAGCUACCGACGAUAGUGCCGAUAGAGAGUGAAGAGAGUGAAGAGAGUGAAGAGAGUGAAGAGAGUGAAGAGAGUGAAGAGAGUGAAGAGAGUGAAGAGAGUGAAGAGAGUGAAGAGAGCGACAACAACGAAGAGGGCGACGAUAGAGACGACAGCAAAGAAAGCGAAGAAAUGAAAGAGGGUAGUGGCUACACCCACCCAACCACCCACCACCUUGCUCAACAACUUCCUCUCUGCCGUCCACUCCAUCACGAAAGAAGACUACCUCCCUUACUACAAACACAACUUACAUCCACGCCAGCUGCUCCCGGUUCUCGAGUUCUUCUCCCGCCUACCUCGCCAGGAGUCAGAGGAGACCAUCUUAGCUUGGCUAUCCUAAUCGGUGUCGGGCCGACGAAGCCGGAAAGGGCUGAAAAGCAGCUCGACAUCGUUCUCCAGAGUGGUGUCGAGUUGGUACUUCACAAAGCUGUCCAGGCUGUGACGCGCAAGAUCAUUGAGCUAGAUGUUGACUCUGAUCCUGGUGAUGUCCACCGCGGCUCCAGAGCUGGCCGGAGUAGCAAGAGGACUCCGCCGGAAGUGGCUAUGGCAGUGGCUGUGGCGGGGUGGGACGCGGGAGAUCGCCGUCCCCGUGUUUUUGAGAUGGCUUGA